This is a messenger RNA of Vicia villosa (hairy vetch), 1289 nucleotides long. Its product is annotated as protein THYLAKOID ASSEMBLY 8-like, chloroplastic. The record is from RefSeq and is a predicted model, not a curated record. NCBI's taxonomy places the organism in Eukaryota, Viridiplantae, Streptophyta, Magnoliopsida, Fabales, Fabaceae. The transcript is spliced from 3 exons. Gene Ontology annotation, molecular function: protein binding; RNA binding. Gene Ontology annotation, biological process: chloroplast organization; Group II intron splicing. Bases 141 to 923 code for a protein of 260 amino acids.
UACACAUAGAUAAAACUGAACCGGUUCAAAAUCUUCCCCAAAUCACCAUUUUCAUCGUUCUCCACCUUCUCCUUCUUUUUCAAUCCUCUCCCGAAAUUUUCCCUAAUCUCUACCCAUUUCUCUGUCUCUACAUCUCCAAGAUGAUACUCAGAGCAACCGGUUCAAUAUUCCGAACAACAGUGCUUUUCCCAACCCCAAUUUCAAGCAACAACAACAGAAUCGAUUAUUCUCAUUUCCUUAAUAACCGAAGAAGAACCAAAGCAACAUCAGUAGUUUGCGGUCUCCGUUCAUACCAAAAAAGAAAGCCACCGUCAAUGGUAAUUUCAAAAGAAAGCGUUUCAGUAAUUCACGCUCUCAAACUCGCCAAAAAUUCCGACGAAAAACUCAACCAAGUUCUCAAGUCUAAACUCCUCCGACUCUUGAAAGCUGAUGUCUUAGACGUUUUGGCUGAAUUGCAGAGACAAAACCAACUCCAUUUAUCUCUCAAGGUUUUUGAGUUUAUUAUUGGUGAUGAGGAAGAUAGGUGUGAUGAUACCUUGGUGCUGUCUUUGUAUUCUGAUAUGAUACUGUUAUUGGGGAAGAACAAGAUGGUUGAGAUGGCGGAAGAGAUGUUUGAUCGGGUGGUGGAGAAGGGGUUGAAGCCGGAUACGAGGUUGUUUAAUGAGAUGAUCGGGGUUUAUUUGCAAGUUGGUAAUAAGGAGAAGGCGAUGGAGGUUUUUGGAACAAUGAAGGGUUUGGGUUCGUGGUGUUUGCCGGAUGAAUUGACGUUUACGAUAUUGAUUAGGAGUUUGAUGAAGAAUGGAGAAAAUGAGCUGGUAGAAAGUUUGAAGAAAGAGAGUUUUGACUAUGUUAAUGCACCUGGUAAAUUUGUUCAGAAAGUCCAGCAGAUACAUGCAAAAAGACGUGUCAAUCUGGUUGUGUAAUUUCCUGCGUUGAAGGGGGUUCUACUGUACUGGUUUUAUCGGAGAUGCUGCGUUCAGUAUUUCACACAUUUGAGCUUUUCAACUCAACAUUAUUUUUGUGCAAAUACUGUUAGUGGCAACUGUCAAUUUGGUUGUAAUGAUGGCAUAUGUGAAUGGGGUAGGGGUAGGCACUAAUGGUUUUAGAAUUGUUAGGGUAGCCAAAUUAUAUAUAGUUGUGCAUUGUUGCAAUGUUAGUGAGAUCAUUUGUACUUUUGAUUUGAACAAUUAUAACAAUAAGGAUGUUGCACCUCAAUGAUUCUGAAUGAUUGAUCUUGUUGAGAAAGUAAUGGUAGAUUUUUAGAUGGAAGCAUUAAGAAUAAAAAUUUU